Microplitis mediator is the source of this 2806-nucleotide messenger RNA. RefSeq lists its product as uncharacterized. NCBI's taxonomy places the organism in Eukaryota, Metazoa, Arthropoda, Insecta, Hymenoptera, Braconidae. The transcript has 2 exons. Gene Ontology annotation, cellular component: nucleus. Gene Ontology annotation, biological process: regulation of transcription by RNA polymerase II; central nervous system development. Bases 377 to 2428 code for a protein of 683 amino acids. The record is from RefSeq and is a predicted model, not a curated record. Gene Ontology annotation, molecular function: DNA-binding transcription factor activity, RNA polymerase II-specific; RNA polymerase II cis-regulatory region sequence-specific DNA binding.
GGGGAUUUCACGAGAGCAAGAGAGAGGGAAGCUGCCGGGUGUAUUAUUUUUUGGCGGUUUGAAUCAGUUGCACGCGGCGGCAGUGGCGAUUAAACAUACGCGAAGUAAGGUGGCGCGCUUGCGUUCUUACUCGUGCAACAGCAACACGAGUGUGUAUUAAAAUACAAUAGAGUAAGAGUAAGAGUAAGAGUACAAUUAAAAUAGUAAACUAACAAAUAAAAUAUUCCAUAAGCUUAUCAAUGAUAAAUAAAAUAAAAGGGUCAUUAAUUAAAAUAAUAAUUAUUAAAAACAGUUAAUAACUUGCGUGCGAUAAUCAACAAUAAUAAAUAAAAGUUUAUUUUAUAAACUAGUGAGAUAAAAUAGCGUAGCUAUAGGGAUGGAGAUGCAUACGCCGCAACGGGACACACGUUCAUCAGCCGACGCGAUGAUGCCGAGAAGCCCCUCGAUGUGCGAUACGAUGUUUUACCCCUGGAAUUGGGGCGAGGAAGCGAGAAAUGUUAACCUCAGUCCAGGAAGUUCGUGUUCCUCCCCCGAGUAUCGGGAUCAUCAUCAUCACCACGGCGGUGUCGGCGGAUCCAUAAAAGCCGGCGUCGCACCUGGCAAUAGAUCUGCCAGUGAAAGUCAUCGUCGAGGCAGACCUCGUGCCGAUGCUCUGACGAAUCUGAUGAUGCAGGGCAGCACGUCGCCAAGCAGCAUCAAGUGUACCUUCUGCAACCGGGUCUUUCCGCGUGAGAAAAGUCUCCAGGCUCAUCUGCGCACUCAUACUGGGGAGAGACCGUACCCGUGUGAUUAUCCGGGAUGUACGAAAGCAUUUACGCAGUCAGGGCAACUAAAAACGCACCAACGAUUACACACUGGGGAAAAACCUUUUUUAUGCACGGGGCCUGGAUGUGAGAUGAGAUUCACGCAUGCAAAUCGUCACUGUCCGGACCAUCCGUAUGCGACACUGACGCGUUCUGACGAUUUUGUACUGAAACCUGUAUCCGGUAACACGGAACUGCCGCAUGACGUUACGAGGUGGCUGGAGAGAUACAAAAUGGCUCGGGAUCGAGAAGACCGAACGCCUACGGGGAAAGAUCGCAAAAAGAAAUCGUGGAAGAGUUGCUCUGAUUACAAAAGAUUGAAGUCAAGGAAGGGGCUGAUGAUGGACGCGGGCGAGCAGGAAAACAGAGACUGCAAGUCACCGAAUCAGAGGAUUUACUGCAGUGAGAGUCAGGACAGCCAGGAAGAGAGUCAGGAUGAUGAGGCUGCUGAAAUCUGUGUUCUUAAUCACUCGGAAGACGAAGAGUCCGCGACUACCACCGCGACAAAACUGUCAGUCACUCCGGUGCGCCCGAUGUUCGAUAGACUGCAGCCGAAGAAACGGUGGCUGCGUGAAGCUUGCCGUGAACAGCUCGCGAGACCUCUAGAGUGGGACUCACAGCCCAAGAAAUUAAUUGUCGACGAAAGUGAAACGCGAAUUGAAACAACUCCACCAGCUCCCGCGAGAAAUGUCUCUUGCAUCCGUAAUUUGAGCGAAGAGGUGGCUUUUCAUUCUCUUGCGCCUGAUAAAAAUUGUGAUGAUGAACUUGCCAAUGAGAAAGCUUCCUUCGAGAGACCUCCAUGGCAAUCGAUGUCACCCAAAGCUAGAUCAGACAGAGUUGGGAUAAAUGUAGCCAAGGAACUGGUGUUCGACGAGACUCAGGAGCCUCAAAAUCACUGGAACCAUCACUCAUCUGUCCAACCUAUUAAUAGUAACCAAGUGCCAUUGUCCAAUGAGCUCUGCUGCAGCAGCUUAGCUGAUGAUUUAUCAGACAAAAAUAAUUUAAACGCAACAGAUUUAUCGUGGAGCCGUGAUACCAGUCGUGAUCUUCAAUGUAGUUUAGCAGACAAUAAUUUAAAUGAUAUUAAUUUAAGUGCUACUGAUUUAUCCUGGAGUAGUAGGGAUACCAGCCGUGAUCUUCAAUGUAGUUUAGCUGAUAACAAUAAUUUAAUUAACAUUAAUGAUAAUCAAAGUGCUACCGAUUUAUCACUGUCAUGGAGCAGAGAUACUUUGCGUGAUAAUUCUCAGGGUUACGAUCAACUGUCUCGUUUGCCUCAGCCAAUCAGACCCGAUGACGAUCUCACCAAAACCACUAGAUCGGACAACGGAACCAGACCAACUGUGUUGAUGCUCGCUGGCAGUUUUUCUCAUCAAGAUUCUCGCGGUAUCGUUCAAAGAGCCAACUAUAAUAAUAAUAUUAAUAAUAUUGGGGUUGAAAAACUGCCAGCAACGCAAAACGAUGGAGUUACUAAAGCACCUGAAGACAAUAAAAAGUGGAUGGGCGCUCUUGCGCUUAUGGAACUCGCCAAAACUCAAGCAGAAGCUGCCAGGGCAAAAGCCAUCGGGUCUAUUGACACUAGAGAAUUGAUGGCAGUACACUCUGACUUUAAGUAUACUCAACUUUAGACUGUGAUUUACGUAACUAAGCUCAUUAUUUGAUACAUUGAUAAGCAAGGUUGAUAUAUAUGUUAUUAUUAUUAUAAAUAUUAUAUAUAUAUAUUUUUUUCAUUCAUUGUCUUGUUACUCGUGUUUAAAUUUAUGUUACUUCCAAAGAGUGAUUGAUUAUUUUCUUAGUUACAACUCGUGGAUUAAUUAUUUAAUUAUUUUUGUACAUAUUAAUUAGUAAUUAGUAACAAAUAAUGUUUUCUCAUGUUGAUCAUUUUUUAACAUUGAUUAAUUAAACCGCGUUGUUAAUUACUAGAAAACUUAUUUUUCUAUGCCCUUUUGGCUUUAGUCAAUGGUGUGAAUGUAGCAGACAUCAGACAAAUUUUUAAUCAUUAAUAA